This is a messenger RNA of Spirodela intermedia, 5888 nucleotides long. The record is from the annotation of a GenBank genome assembly. NCBI's taxonomy places the organism in Eukaryota, Viridiplantae, Streptophyta, Magnoliopsida, Alismatales, Araceae.
AUGAAGGGACUUUUCAAGCCGAAGCCUCGUUCGCCUGCUGACCUGGUGCGCCAGACUCGGGAGCUCCUCAUCUACGUCGACGUCAACUGGAACUCCCGCGACGCAAAGCGUGAGGACAAGGUCGGUGAUCUGUCCCAGGUUGCUUUUUCUGUCGCGUACGAAUGUGCAUAUUUUUGGUACGUGUUGUUGUGUGUUCUGAUUACACGCGUUUCUCUCCUUUGCCUUGCGGCUGUUGCGACGCUAUUUUUUGUCUUGGGAUUCCGCAAUUUACGGCUCCAUCUGUAAAAGGUGGUAGAUACAUUGAGACAUUCUUUGAAAUUUGUAUCUGGGUGCCAUGAACAACUUGAUAUCAGAGCAAUGAUAACGAAUAGAAAUUGAGUUACAUAAAUUAAAAGAGUGCAGAAUUCACAUUUUGACUAUCAUUACAGCGGUUAGAAAGUGAUUCAUCAAUACAGGCGGUAUAAUUAAUCUGGGAUUUCAAGACUUGAGGAAAACUGAUUGUGGUAUAUGAUCUUCGAUGCCAUAUGUUUAAAUGUCCCAUGUGUUUACAAAAAUACCCGUCGUUGUUAUUGAGAUUAGUGGCGUUUUAAUAUAUCUCUAUUUCAUUUAUCAAUGGAAAAUUAUUCAGAACAGAGAGAUCAACUUUUAAGGAUAUAUAUAUUACCUAUUUUAAGGGGCGGAGUAUACCUCAGAAUGUAGUCACUAGUUCAACUGCCACUUCUUUGCUUUCUGGGGAGAUUUUUUUAUGAUACUUUUUGGUUUAAUCAGCGUUAUAUGGAUUAAAUUAAUCGUUGCAUUUUCUUAUCCGGAUUAUAUUUACCCUAACGCUUAUUACUUGUUGUCGCAUUACAACAUAAUAUAUUUCCGAAAUUUUUCUCCAACCCGAUCCUCUUUUGUCUGUGAAUUAACUAAAGUGCAUUCAAAAACAUAAUGGAAGCUCCACUUUGUAUACAUUAUAUGCAGAUGGCAGAAUUAGCUAAACUUCUCAGGGAAUUGAAGUCCAUACUGUACGGCAGCAGUGAAAUGGAACCUGUUCCCGAAGCCUGUGCGCAGUUGACUCAAGAAUUUUUCAGAGAGAACACCAUGCGUCUUCUAAUUGUUUGUCUCCCAAAGUUAAACCUAGAGGUAAAUAUGCUUAUUGUACAAAUAUUCUUUUAAGUUUUAUCUGCACCAAGAAGUUAAUCUCAUCAGUUCGGAGGUACGAGAAGCUGGUUGAUGACUGGGAGCCCGAAUCUUAGCUGAUGCUAGUUGGCUCCUCGAAAAGUCCUUUAGAAUAAUAUAACUGUUUGAGACCACAAAACUACGUUUUUAUCAAUACAGCGAUUGAUAGCAUUUUUUAUCUUACAAAAUUUGUGAUUACGAAGAGAUUUUUUUAUAGGCUCGUAAAGAUGCCACCCAAGUUGUCGCAAAUUUGCAACGGCAACAGGUCUAUUCACGGUUGAUUUCUUCUGAGUACCUAGAGGCAAACAAAGAUCUAAUGGAUCAUUUGAUUGCUGGGUGAGCAAACAUUCUUGCAUUACACAGUUUUUUGAGUUUUUAUGUUAGAUGUCAUUUUCUCUUGCCAGAAUAAUCAUAAAAAAUAGCAUAUGAAUCCUUGAGUUGCCCAUUUAUCAGUUUAAUCAUAUUUUAUUCUGUCGUUCUUUAUUCUGAGUAUUUUUAUGCAGGAGUUGUUUCUCUUAUUAUGAAAAUAUUGCUGAUUUGCGUAUUUUCUAUUAUAAUUAGUAAAGAAAAUUGUAUUUCUCCUUUUUUUGUCUCAUUUUCCAUUUCUCACAUGAUUGGCUGCCAUUAUCAUGUUUAUUGUUAUUAUCUUCAGCACGUUAUGAGAGAACCACUUUCGGUCAUCUAUCAAGUCGUUAUUAUUAUUCUUGUUUAUAUCAGGCACCUUUCUCACUGCAGGUUCGCGGAUAUGGAUAUUGCCUUACAUUAUGGAGCUAUGCUGAGGGACUGCAUUCGGCAUCAGAGUAUAGCAAGGUAUAUUAUAGGGAUUCUUUUGGGAUCUGUGAACAGCAGUAGACCUCUUUUUCGGGGAAAGAGCCUUUAUCUUUUCGGAAACCUAGCUGUACAACCUUAGUGACUCGCGUGACACCACCAGAAUUACCUGACUUAGAAGCUUUUGAUACCCAAGAAAUUUGUCACCUAGCUUCUGAUAAGAAUGAUGAGCACAUAAUUGAAAGAGAAAGAUGAGAACCUAGUUUCACCAGUAUAAUAUAGAGAUGUUAUACUGGUUGAAAUUUGUUGAAACUUAUCUACAACUUUCCUUAGACUUCUGUGUGUUUGUUCAUGAACUUUCUUACAAUAAUAUAGGCUGGGGAUGUAAGGUGGGCAACCACGCAAUUUAAUUUCCAAUGUCUCGCAUUGUCUGGGUAGUUUUCUUGCAAGGCUUCAAGCAGAUAUGUGCUAUCUCACUUCUUAUCAGUCUUUCAUUGAAGUUAUGCACGUUUGCUUUCAAGACAGUGUUUAGUCGGUCCUCAGUUGGUCACAGAUUACCUAGUAUUUGAAACGUCUUAUUUUAGUGGAGGAUAAGGACAUCUGUUUGGUGUAUCCCCUUCAUGGGAACUUGCUCUUGGUGGGAACCUUAUUGGAAUGACAAAAGCAGUGGAGCAGGUGCCAGCGAAGACAAUGAAAUUAGUGCAGUUAGCCCCGAGUGAGCCCGCACUUGUAUCAAAGGAGAGAAAGAGAGAGAUGAGAUUCCUUUGAACCCAAUUCGUCUAACAAGCUGUGCCCCAGUUGCCUUUGCCUUGGAAGAAACUGACUACGCUUCUGGCAGUUAAAUUGAUUAUGAGCAUACCGAUUCAUCGAAUUUGCUCGGCUGCAGUUGCUUCUUGGAAGAAAAAUCCUGGGGAAACUGUUUGGUGAAUGAAUUAUGUACAUAAUGCCUUCUACCUGACAAAAAAUUACAUUUUAAACUAUCAAAGCCAAAACUUGAAGCUUUUAGUGCAGGUCAACAUAAUUUCACACUUGUCCGAAUUGAAGCACGAAAAAAUAUCUCGGUAUUUAUCUUGCAAUAUUUUUCCCAUUUUUUCUUGCUGUUUUAUAUCCAGAUUCUUCUUUUCAUUGUUUGAAGUUAAGUAAAACCAUGAUCAUUUAGAUACGAAGAUAGCUUCCAAUUAUGGAUAUGCAAUAACUGUCAUUUGCACGUAAAAAUAAUCAUAUGCUAUUCUCCGACAGGUAUGUUUUGGAAUCUGAUCACAUGAAGAAGUUCUUUGAUUAUAUACAGCUCCCAAACUUUGACAUAGCGUCGGAUGCGUUUGCAACUUUUAAGGUAGGUCAAGCUAUUGCAUUUUGUUUCUCAAGAAUCUUCUGCUUCCAACCUCUGAUUGCUUAUGAACAGGAAGUCACAUCUCGAGUACAUUUAUAUACCAAAAAUUUUGGUGAGGUUCUGUCAAUAUUGAUAUAGUGUGGGUAUAGCAUCUUGCCUUUCGGUCCACUUUCAAGCGAAUGAUACCAAACGUUUAUAAGUUUUUCGAUGUUAUUGAAACAGAUAUCUUCUUCAGCAGGAUUAGAUUUGUAGAUAAUGUGUUCAUGGUCUGGUUCAUUAUCCUGGAUUCAAAACCGUACCCUAGCCCGGUCAAGUCCAACACCGAGCCAAAUGAUGGGUUUUGGUCAACAGGCACUUGGUAGAAGCCAUGUUUUUACUUUUCCCGAUACUAUCUAAUGCAAUGGUGGUCAGGGAGGGGGAAGACCUUUCGUUGACCAACCAGGAAGUCUUCAUUUCACUCUCGUUACAACAAACCCAGUUUUUCUUGAGGAAGAUAAACCUCUGAUCAAGCCAUGUAACUUGAGGCAUUAGUCUUGCUUAUUCAAUUUUGACUUCUCCCUCUUAGACAGUCCGUGGCAUUUUAAUGUUUUUGUUUUCUGUCCAAGCUUCUGUUGUGAGGUUUUCACCCCCAAUCCAUUUUCUGUUUUGGCGAGGUUGUGCUAAUGCCUCGUUCAUAUUCCAGGAGCUUUUGACAAGACACAAGUCAACCGUUGCUGACUUUCUCUCAAAAAAUUAUGACUGGGUACGUGAUCAUUUAUAUGUCUUACUUAGUGUUAAAUGUUAGCUUCUCAGUAUCUUAGGAUUUCUGGUGGCCAUGAAGAGAUUUUGGCUGGAACUGAUUCAUUGCUGCUGCAUCGAUUAUAUAUGGUGAACAUUACUGUUUUCCUAGAUUCCAAUGUAAUGUCAUCUCUGCCUGGGAGAUGCUACAUUCCUCUCUCGAUGAUUCUCCUGUCUACUACAGAAGGGCUUCUAUGACCGUUUCUUCUUUUGAGGUGCUUGAUGGUUCUUUUCUGCUUCAUCUAAUAAGCACGCUCUUGCGACUUCAAGUGCACGAUUUAACCUUUGAUUUUGACAUGAAAUUAGUCUGUGUCGUCUGUUUUGUUCAUCAGAAAUGAUUGAAUUGCUACCCAUUUGUGUUGUUGUGCAUUAUUUUAGACUUUUAGAUAAAUCAGUAGACUACUCUAGCACCGAUUUAGAAAGAAACUCCAUUGACUAUCGCGCUGUUGUUAUGCUCUAGUUUUUCACAGAAUUCAACUCCAAGCUUCUCGAGUCCCCCAAUUACAUCACUAGAAGACAAGCCGUCAAGGUACGUUUCACAUCAUCAUUAUCAUCAUCAUCAUCAGAUCAGCUGGUGACCCCAAAUCAAUGAAUCAUCCGGCAUUCAUCCACGCUACAAGGAAAGUGAUUUCGGAUACUAUCCAGAAUGACACUUGACAAAAGCCCGGGAUGAUGUGACCAAUGCAGAAAGAAAUAGGACCGAGAACUUUAGGCGGCAUCUCCUAUGAUGUGAUCUCAACCGCUGGAUUAUUUGCUUCUCGUAUUCUACGCGCGUGAUUUCUGAUGAAACAGCAGCUGCUAUUAUAUUUAAUUGAUCUCAAAGAGGACCCCAUCCUUCUGCCUUGCCCUUGCGAUUUUUCAGCUUCUCGGAGAUAUCAUGAUGGAGCGGUCAAACACUGGGAUCAUGUUGCAGUACAUCGGCUCCAAGGACAACUUGAGGAUUAUGAUGAAUCUUCUGAGGGUAUUAAUUCUCAUCUACGCCCUUUCUUUUUCUGUCAUAUUUCCAUUUUCUUUCUUCAUUUCUCCUUUCAUUAUGAUCUGGUAUCCAUAAAUGGCUUUAAAAAUGGUAGAAAAAUACUCCUACCCUUCAAGCUUCCCUGCCCUAAACCCUAAACCCUCAAAAGAUGGAAGAAAACCUGCUCUGGGCUCUAGAUUUGGAUCACCUUUCCCUCUUCUGGCCUUGAUUUCUUGGUCCAAACCCCCCCACCACCCCAAACAAAAAAAAAAAAAAAAAAAAAAGCUAAAGUCUUUACCCUCCCAAGAAACUAACACCUUUUUCCAAGAAUUCUGGAAUCAAUUUUUUUGUCUUAGCCUCCCAAUAUUCCAAAUACCCACAAGUAAAGUGCAUCGCUUUCCAUUUUCGGAAAUUAGAAUCGAAUCGUAUUCAUUCCUUGGCAGGAGACCAGCAAGAACAUCCAGUUGGAGGCGUUCCACGUUUUCAAGGUAUCUCCCAGCAGCAGUAGCAGCAGCUCCUCCGCCUUUAGAUUUAUAUCCGAAUGAACUGUCGUUUAAUGUUCAUUUUCCCAUGGUUUCUUCCUCUUAUUAUUUCCCAGUUAUUCGUCGGCAACCAGAAUAAGCCCCCCGAGAUUUGUAGCAUUCUGGUGGCCAACAAGAGCAAGCUCCUCCGUCUCUUCGUUACCCUAAAAACGGAAAAAGGUCUGGAAUCCUUCAUAUUUCCCGCCCGAUUUCUCUUCCAAAAAUAGUAAAAAAAAUAAAGAAUACAUAAUGAUCAUCAUCUUCUGAUCCUUUUUUUUUUUUUUCUGGGUAAUUAAUAGAGGAUGAGAAAUUCGAAGAGGACAAGGAGCUAGUCGUGAAGGAGAUCGAACAGCUGGAAUCAAGAGACCGCCCCUGA